Messenger RNA from Octopus sinensis (East Asian common octopus), 2595 nucleotides. Its product is annotated as acetyl-CoA acetyltransferase, mitochondrial. Gene Ontology annotation, molecular function: acetyl-CoA C-acetyltransferase activity. Bases 123 to 1370 code for a protein of 415 amino acids. Gene Ontology annotation, biological process: fatty acid beta-oxidation. The record is from RefSeq and is a predicted model, not a curated record. The transcript has 13 exons. Lineage: Eukaryota; Metazoa; Mollusca; Cephalopoda; Octopoda; Octopodidae.
CACUCGAGAGUUAUCGUCCUUGGUCUCAGUCGUCCAAAGCACGUUGUCAGUUGCAGUCAUUGUUUCUGUAAGCUUUGAUCUUCGUGUUGUUGUUGCUGCUGUCGAGUCCGUAACCCUUGACAAUGAUGUCUGUGAGGCUAUUAAAUUCCAAGCCGAUGAUGCUCAAUGUGUUUCGAAGGACCUUCUCUCAAGUGUCAGGUCUUAAUGAUGUGAUAAUAGCCAGCUAUGUGAGGACACCCAUCAUUCCCUUCCUGGGUGCCAUGGCAUCGGUGCCUGCACCGAAACUGGGGUCAGUGGUCAUUACCGAAGCUCUGAAGAAAGCAGGUAUCAGCAGUGAAGAUGUGCAGGAGGUGUACAUGGGCAACGUAUUGCAAGCUGCAUCCGGACAGGCACCAACACGUCAAGCUCUCCUUGGAGCAGGUUUGCCCAUCUCAACUCCGGCCACAACCGUGAACAAAGUCUGUGCUUCUGGUAUGAAGUCUGUUAUGUUGGCUGCCCAGAGUUUAAUGUGUGGACACCAGGAUGUCAUGGUUGCUGGUGGAAUGGAAAGUAUGUCGAAUGUACCACUUUAUAUGCUACGAUCUGGCACUCCUUAUGGAGGGGUUAAGCUCAUAGAUGGAAUUGUUUUUGAUGGAUUAACUGAUGCCUAUGAUCACAUCCAUAUGGGAAACUGUGCUGAAGACACUGCUAAAAAAUAUGACAUCUCACGUACAGAGCAAGAUGAACAUGCUGUCAUGAGUUACAAACGUAGUCAGAAGGCUUUUCACGAGGGUGUCUUGGCAGCCGAAAUUACACCUGUUCAGAUACCAAAGAAAAAAGGAGAAGCAGUAACCAUAUCUGAAGAUGAAGAGUUACAUAAAAUGAAACUAGACAAAGUGCCCAGUCUCAGACCAGUGUUCCAAAAGGCAGAAGGUACCGUGACUGUAGCUAACUCCAGCAAAUUAGAUGAUGGUGCUGCUGCUAUGGUUCUCAUGACAGCACAGGCAGCCGACAGGUUAAAGGUGAAACCACUGGCUCGAAUUGUUGGUUUUGCUGAUGCUGCCAAGAACCCAAUUGAUUUCCCAACAGCCCCAGCUGUGGCCAUGGAGAAGCUUUUGGCUCAGUUUGGUAAGAAUGUAUCUGACAUAUCAAUGUGGGAAAUAAACGAAGCAUUCAGUGUGGUUGUAUUGGCCUGCAACAAAUUGAUGGGUCUUGAUCCGGCCAAAGUGAACAUUCAUGGUGGUGCCGUUAGUUUGGGCCACCCAAUCGGAAUGUCUGGAACCCGAAUCACAGGGAGGAUGGCAUUGAACCUGAAACCUGGAGAACUUGGAGUUGCUGGAAUCUGUAACGGUGGCGGUGGCGCUUCAGCCAUAAUGAUUGAAGGUCUUUAGACUGAACCUCAGCACUUAGGAUUGUGCUUAGUUGUAGGAGCAGAACGUUGACAACUUGGUGCUGCUGUUAUAUAUAUUUUUUUACAUAUCACCUUUUGUUGUGUCACCAGAUGACUCACUAGGUGACUCACUAGAUGACUCACAAAGGGGACCCACUAGAUGACUCACAAAGCCUUCUCUUCAGACUGACUACCCAGCUCUUUCUGUCUCAUUACAACCACUAAGGGUGCCAUUUCUCCAACAAGCAAUGUCUUCCUACCCCACCCCCCAACAGUCCCAUAGUAUUAUUAUUAUCAACAUCAUUCCUUACUACCGCUAGCAUCUUGCUAUUUAGACAUAGAUAUAUAUUUUAUAAUUACACUACUAGUGUUCAGUUUGGGAGACAUUAGCUCAGUAUAGUUAAGCAUUAGUAGGAGAGAGAGAGAGCUGAUGUCCACUAUUUAGUUACUAGUCUAUUUGUUUUGAACUCUACUUCAGGUUGUGGGACACAGACACACAUACACAUGAAUGUGUAUAUAUUUUAUUAUUUUCUACACAUAAUACAGAUCAUUAUACAUACACAUGUGUAUGUUAAUUAUAUAUAUAUAUAUACAAUAAAAUAUGCUUCAACACAAGAAUUCACAUGAAUCUUGCAAACCAAAUACAAAAUCGAAAUAUAUGUAUAUAUGUGUUUGUAUAUAUAUAUACAUAUAUAUAUAACACAUGUCUAUCUCUAUAAAUCGCAUGAAGUAUGAAGAAGCAUUAUCAGGCAAACACUGGAAUGUUAAUGAAACGACUGUUUUGCUUUCCAUCGAGCUACAUGUUUGUCCAAUGUCUUUUCCCAUGCACUCUUUAUCUGAUAACAUAUUUGUGAAUAAAUAUAUAUCCAGUCUCAUUAUAUAUAUAUACACAGACAGAGGGUGCGGCAGAAGUAAGACCCUUUUGUAUUUGAUUUUUCCAGUUUCUAAUCGAGUUUCUUUUUAAUUUCCUAAAAUUUCUGCGAUUUUUUUCAUUCGUUUAUUAUUCAUUUCUUUAAUUAAUGCAAUAAAUUUGUGUUCAAUAAAAAAUUACUUAAUAAACAUCUAUAUACUAUAAAAGUUAUUAAAUGCAAAAAAAAAGCAUUACUUCUGCCGCACCGUGUGUGUAUAUAUAUAUAUAUAUAUAUACACACCUACAAUCAAGUUAGUUCUGAAUUUAUGAAAUCUGUGAUCCCUGUAAAAUAUUUAUGAAAUUUUGAUAUGUUAAA